CGCACAGUUGCCUAUCACGAGGCCGGGCACGCCGUGUGCGGAUGGUUUCUGGAACACGCGGACCCCCUGCUCAAGGUGUCGAUCAUACCCCGCGGUCAGGGCCUCGGCUACGCUCAGUAUCUGCCGCGCGAACAGUACCUGUACUCCAAGGAACAGCUCUUCGACCGAAUGUGUAUGACUUUGGGCGGUCGCGCCUCCGAAGAGGUGUUCUUCGCGCGCAUUACGUCCGGAGCUCAGGACGACCUCAAGAAAGUCACUCAAAACGCGUACUCACAGGUCGUGCAGUUGGGUAUGAGUGCUAAAGUCGGGCACUUGUCGUUUGAUUUGCCACAACCGGGAGAAAUGGUUGUCGACAAGCCGUACAGUGAGGCCACCGCACAGCUCAUCGACUCGGAGGUCAGGGAAAUGGUUCAAAAGGCGUACGAACGCACUGUCGGUAUCGUUCGCGAGCACAGGGAGGACGUGGAGAAGAUAGCGUUGCGAUUGCUGGAGAAGGAAGUGCUGAAUCGCGAGGACAUGAUUGAGCUCUUAGGCGACCGUCCGUUCAAAGAGAAGUCCACUUAUGAGGAGUUCGUUGAGGGCACGGGUGGUCUCGACGAAGACAUAUCACUGCCUAAAGGCCUCGAGGGUUGGAAUGAGCCCAAGAGUGGCGGCAAAGCGCCCGCCGCGACACCUAAGUCUACGUCAGAGCCCUCCCGACCCGAGUGA
Messenger RNA from Medioppia subpectinata, 708 nucleotides. The record is from the annotation of a GenBank genome assembly. NCBI's taxonomy places the organism in Eukaryota, Metazoa, Arthropoda, Arachnida, Sarcoptiformes, Oppiidae.